Molecule: messenger RNA, 678 nt
Organism: Trichoderma gamsii
Lineage: Eukaryota; Fungi; Ascomycota; Sordariomycetes; Hypocreales; Hypocreaceae
Exons: 3
Coding region: 1-678 (225 amino acids)
Molecular function (GO): oxidoreductase activity
Source: RefSeq, a predicted model, not a curated record
AUGUAUGAGGCACAGAUUAUAUUCACGCUAGAUACAGUGUGUCCCUGGACAUAUAUAGCCAAGAAAAAGCUGGAUCAAGCCCUCACCAAAUUCCGCUCUUCUCCCUCAUCAUCCUCCAUCACUUACACCCUGCAUUUUGAACCCUACCAGCUCAGUCCAAGCUUCCCACCCGGUUCAGUCGACAGAAAAGAAUGGUACUUUGAGCACAAGCAUAAAGGCAUGGUCGAAGCGGAAGACGCCUUUCAGUCGCAGCUACGCAGACGCGCCGAGCCCGUGGGCAUUAAUUUCAGAUUCGACGGCGCCAUGGGAAACACGCUCCAUGCACACCGCGUGAUCCAGUAUUUUCAACAAGUCAAGGGCUCUGAGAUGUCCAACAAGCUGAUUGAUGCUCUUUAUAUGAGAAAUUUUGAGCAAGGACUGCAUCCUUCAGAAGAUGAGACCUUGAUAGCGUCCUGCAUAGAGGCGGGCAUUUCGGCAGAGGAAGCAAAGAAGGUGGUAUUGGAUAAGGACUUGGGUCUGGCUGAGGUGCAGACCAAGUUGAAUGAGGUUAGGAGGGAUAUAGAUGCGGUGCCGGUGAUUGCGAUUGAAGGGAAGAAGAGGGAUAUUACGCUGACGGGAUCAAAGGAAAUUGAGGAGUAUCUGAAGGCGUUGGAGAGGAUUGCUAAAGAGAGCACUUGA